AUGCAACCUAAUUUGGGUUCUGUAAAUAUAAUUCCUGUAAGCUCAUCGAGAGGCUGCAAUAUAAAAACAGUAUUUCUCAUAGCACUGGUUUACAGUGCUAGGGCAGGACUAUUGAGUGGCGGUCACGACUCCUAUGUAUCAUCAGCUUUGAGUGCCCCAUCCGCCAAUUAUGGGCCACCUUCAACGUUAUACGGACCACCAGUUGUUUCAGAACCAAUUGGACACUAUAGCGGACCUUCAGGUGGAGCUUUGGAGGCUAAUCUUGGACAUGAAGAACAUGGCCACUCUAUUGAAGGCGGACCAGUUGUAGAAAGCUCUGCGCUUGCCAGUGGGCCAGGUCACAGCGGUCAUGGUCCAGCUCCCGUGGUUGAGCACAGUAGUUAUGAUGGUGGAGACCACGGUGGCUAUGAAGGCGCAGGUCUGGAAGGUGCAGCUAUCGGUGGGGCUUUAGAAGGCGGAGAUAUUGGGGGUGGUGCUUUAGAAGGUGCAGGUUUUGGAGGCACGGGUCUUGGUGGAGCUGACUUAGGUGCAGUGGGCGGUAUUGGUGGCGCUAUUGAUGGUGCUGUUGGAGGUCCUAGAGUGAUUGGCUCAUUCGUGUCCGUUGGACGUCCAGUAGCCGAGGCAUCUAGAUACGAACUUCAAUCCGUUGUACAGAACGUCGUCCGUCGCAUUCCCAUUGAAGUAACUCGUCAUAUCAAAGUCGCUGUGCCCCACGCGGUGCCCGUCCCUGUACCUCAUGAAGUCAAAGUGCCAGUUCCACAACCCUACCCCGUUCACGUCGACGUCAUCAAACACGUGCCUUACCCAGUAUACAAAACCCAGCACGUUGAAGUCGAGAGACCGGUUCCAGUUGAGGUAGUGAAGGAAGUGCACGUCCCUGUCUACAGGAAGGUCCACAUCCCUGUUGAAAGGCCAGUAGAGGUCAUUAAGAAGGUCCAUGUGCCAAUUGACAAGCACGUCGAAGUCCCCGUACCAGUAUGGAAGCCCUACCCUGUCCACAGCACCAAACACAUAAUCCACCUCAAAAGAAAGAAGAGCCAUUGGUUGUGGUGAAGAGUCGUGAUCG
Molecule: messenger RNA, 1066 nt
Organism: Maniola jurtina (meadow brown)
Lineage: Eukaryota; Metazoa; Arthropoda; Insecta; Lepidoptera; Nymphalidae
Product: keratin, type II cytoskeletal 1-like
Exons: 3
Coding region: 1-1053 (350 amino acids)
Source: RefSeq, a predicted model, not a curated record